AAAUUGCUGAGUGUGGAGAGGCCCCGCCCUUCCGCGCCUGCCCGGGGCCGUCCCUCCCGCGCUCCCGGAGGUGCUCCUUCCCGACGGCGCUGGAGGGCCUGGCGGCGGCGGCCCAUGGGGUCCACGGCGCACCCCGCCUGGCUGCAGCCCAGGUAUCGGAGGAACAUCUAUCUUUUUAUCUACUACUUAAUCCAGUUCUGUGGCCACUCAUGGAUAUUUACAAAUAUGACAGUCAGAUUCUUUUCAUUUGGAAAAGAUUCCAUGGUUGACACUUUUUAUGCCAUUGGACUUGUGAUGCGACUUUGCCAAUCCGUCUCCCUCUUGGAGUUGCUGCACAUAUGUGUUGGCAUUGAAUCGAACCAUCUUCUUCCCAGGUUCCUGCAGCUCACAGAGAGAAUAAUCAUCCUCUUUGUGGUGAUCACCAGUCAAGAGGAAGUCCAAGGGAAAUACGUGGUGUGUGUUUUAUUCUUCUUUUGGAAUCUAUUGGAUAUGGUUAGGUACACUUACAGCAUGCUUUCAGUCAUUGGAAUAUCCUACGCCAUCUUGACGUGGCUCAGUCAAACACUAUGGAUGCCCGUUUAUCCUUUGUGUGUUCUUGCUGAAGCAUUUGCCGUCUAUCAGUCACUGCCUUAUUUUGAAUCAUUUGGCACUUACUCCACAACGCUGCCCUUUGACUUAUCCAUCUAUUUCCCAUACGUGCUGAAAAUAUAUCUCAUGAUGCUCUUUAUAGGUAUGUAUUUUACCUACAGUCAUCUUUACUCCGAAAGAAGUGACAUGCUCAGAGUCUUCCCCAUUAAAAAGAGGAAAAUCUGAAGCACAGCAUUACAAUGCGACACAAGAAAAGACAGGCUUGUGGAUUCAGCGCAGCAAACACAAACCAGGAAGCAUUCUGGUGGGAAAAUACCUAGGAUUUGACAAAACCUGACAUGAAAUAAUUGCACUCCUCUCUAAAACUCUAGACAUAUCACAGCAGUCUGUGUUUCUCACACAUUGUAUUUUCAAAACAUAUACUCUGCACAACCUGCUUCCCUAAAACUGUGGAUUUUAUACCAGUUACAUUUAUAUUGUGUGAAGCCCCAUUAUUUUCCUGUAAGGUUAAUGAGAAAUAGGAGAUUACCUGGAGUAGAUUCAAUUAAACCAAGAAACUGAAGUUGUUAACCUAAAUUACAUCUAUUUACAUUUAUUUCUUUUCACUUCUGAGUUCCCAAAUAGCAGCAGGUCUGUAGGAGGGGAGUGAUGUGGAAUAUGCUCUGCCGUAGUCUAGAGUAACAUAUUUUAUAGACAGAUGUCACUGUCCCCAGAGUUAACAUCCACCGUAAACGUUAGACACACUUAGAAAAUUAAACAUGUUUCCAAA
This is a messenger RNA of Equus caballus (horse), 1357 nucleotides long. RefSeq names its product 3-hydroxyacyl-CoA dehydratase 4 (gene HACD4). Gene Ontology annotation, biological process: fatty acid elongation; very long-chain fatty acid biosynthetic process; sphingolipid biosynthetic process. The record is from RefSeq and is a predicted model, not a curated record. Gene Ontology annotation, molecular function: 3-hydroxyacyl-CoA dehydratase activity. Gene Ontology annotation, cellular component: endoplasmic reticulum membrane. NCBI's taxonomy places the organism in Eukaryota, Metazoa, Chordata, Mammalia, Perissodactyla, Equidae.